UCAUCCCCACCUAGAGCUUCUCUACCUUGCCCGUCACCGGCUCUCGCGUGUUCAAUCUCACAUUUCGCCUGCAGCCCUACGGUCCUGGUUAUAUCCGACACCUACGGUUAUAUUGACAGCCAACUCAACGAGGCCAGCCAAUCAUGGCUGUGUCAAACCCAGUUGCAUUCAAGCCAUUCGCAGUAACAUUCUGGACCACUGUCACCUACAUUGCUCUCCUCGUUCCCUUGCUUGUCAUCCACGAAACAGUUCCGUCUCCCCCGAGCAAUCCGACUUUGUACUCCGGUCUGAACCUCACCAAAUCGUGGCUUGACUUAACCGUAAUAUCGCGCGACUACCAUCCAUUCAACAGCCGAAAGAAUGACGAGGUACAUGAUUGGCUACUGUUAGAAUUGGAGGAGAUUAAGAGACGCAACGGGGCCAACGACUCGAGCGUGGUUGUACUAGCGGAUAAUGUGUCCAACGUCACGGCUGCUAACACCAUAUUUGGUCCAUCGAUUCCGGUCGGUACAUACUUUGAGGGCACAAACGUAGUAGUAUAUAUUCGCGGAAAGGAUGACCCACGUGGACGAUGGUGGGAGGAUGGCAAAGUAUAUUCGGACAAGAUCGUGGGUAAAGGGGGCGUGUUGAUAAAUGCUCAUUAUGAUUCCGUUGCGUCUGGAUUUGGAGCAACUGAUGAUGGUAUGGGCUGUGUCACUCUGGUGGCUCUAGUCGACUACUUUUCUCGGCCGGGGAAUCAACCUCAAAGAGGGAUCGUUGCCUUAUUCAACAACAACGAGGAGGAUGGGCUAUGGGGUGCUCAAGCAUUCGCUCAUAAUCCCUUCCUGCCUUUCUGCCAUACCUUCCUGAAUCUUGAAGGUGCUGGUGCAGGUGGCCGUGCUAUGCUGUUCCGCUCGACUGACGCUCAAGUGACUAAUGCCUAUAAAGGCACUAAGAAUCCGUUUGGCACCGUCAUCUCAUCCGACGCAUUCGGUCUCGGAGCUAUUAAGAGCAACACCGAUUAUAUCGUCUUUAAUGGAGUCUUCGGCUUACGAGGGUUAGACGUGGCAUUUUAUCGACCUCGUGCUAGGUAUCAUACCAACCAAGAUGAUGCCAAGCAUGCAUCCAGAGCCAGCCUCUGGCAUAUGCUGAGCAGUUCUCUACACACGAUGCAGGGUUUGUCUGGGGAUACUGGUCAGACAUUCAUCGGGGAACGUGCAGAUGGUGAUCGAAAGAAAGUCUGGAAUGGUAGAGGAAGUGACGGUGUUUGGUUCGACCUGUUCGGAAAAGGGUUCGCCCUCUUCGAGCUACGAACCUUGUUUGCUUGGUCUCUGACUUUGCUCAUCGCCACGCCUCUAAUGCUCGUCGGCUUAACGUAUAUCCUGAUACGUAACGACAAAUACUACUACUUCUCAGCAAGGCGGUCUGCUUAUGAAGGGUCCGACCUAGAUCCCGUUAUGUUAGGUGGUCGAAAGGGUCUAUUCAGGUUCCCAUUCGCCUUCGUCGUCGCAGCAGCGUUGGUUGUAGGGUCUGCAUACCUGGUCACCAAGAUCAAUCCGUUGGUCAUAUAUAGCAACGAAUACACCGUUUGGGCUAUGAUGAUUUCCCUCUUCUACUUCGCCUUCUGGACUAUCAUGGCAGGAGCAAACUUUGCCCGGCCCAGCGCUCUCCACCGAGGAUACUCAAUUUUCUGGCUAUUUACCAUUGCGUGGGGAGUUCUAGUCGCGAAUACCGUUUUCGAAGACCGCUUUAGAAUUGCGGGCGGAUACAUAUUCGUAUUCUUCCAUUCUGCUGCGUUUCUCGCUUCUUUCAUCUCUCUCUGCGAAUUAUUUGCCUUGCCUACUAAGGCGUCGUUUGCGCAACGGGUACAUGAUGACCACGAAAUCAGGGAUCAUCUCGCCGCUGUCCCUCACGCGGAUGAUCUAGUUUCACCAAGUCCCGAAGAACUUGGUGCUGAGGAUGAAGAUAAUGGAGAUGAUGAAGUCGAAUCUCAGUCUCCAGCGACAGAGACAACACCUCUUGUCGGUGGAGGAUCCGGAGAAACCCGUCGAACCACAUUUGCUACUACAUACCGACGUUCCAUCUCGGCAAUAGUAAACAAGGCGACGUUAGACGAGGAUGCCAAAUACCGGCCGUACGCAUACGAGCAAAAAUGGUCGACGAACCUCCCUAGCUGGGUGUGGGCCAUUCAAUUCCUGAUCCUGGGUCCAUUUCUUAUCAUCCUAGCUGGCCAGAACGGUCUGACGUUGGUUGCCGCUGUUUCACAGACAGGCGCUGAUGGGUCAAGUCUGCUCGUCCCAUAUCUUAUUACUGCAUUUUUUAGCAUCUUCCUCCUGUUACCGAUCACCCCAUUCAUACAUCGUAUUACCCACCACGUGCCGGUGGUACUGCUCGGGGUAUUUAUUGCAACCCUGAUCUAUAAUUUGGCAGCAUUUCCUUUUUCUGAAGAUAGCAGAUACAAAAUCUAUUUCCAACAGACCAUCGACCUUGAUACCGGUAUCAAUAAGGUCAAUUAUGGUGGUUUACAAGAAUUCGUCGAGCUGACGAUUGCCGAGUUACCUUCUGCUACAGGCAAAGACCUUGAGUGCACGUCACAAGGAGGUCUGCGCCCUGGCUUAACCAUUUGUUCUUACGAUGGCUCAGACGUUCCACCAAAUGUGGUCCAGACAAAUCCCAAUGGGAUCCCGCCAGGGAAUAACUUUACUAGUUGGUUGAAUUUCAACAUUACUAGGGUUGGGAGCGAAGCCAGAGCCAUAUUCGAUAUCGACGCGAGAGACAGCAGAUCGUGUGCAAUCACUUUCAAUAAGCCCAUUACUUCUUUUGUGGUUGACGGCAGCCCGCCCGAUGAGACGUUUGGUAGUAUACCUGAAGGGGGUCUAACCAAGAUCAAGCUCUAUCGUCGAGACUGGACUACACCAUGGAACGUCGAUGUUCGGUGGGAAAAGGAUUCAGAUGCAACUACUGGGAUCGAUGGCCGCGUUCUGUGCAGCUGGGACGACGUAAACAUCCCUGGGACCAUUCCUGCCUACGACGAAGGACUUAAGUAUGCCCCUCGUUGGGUAGCCCUCUCGAAAUUUACUUCGGGCCUAUGCGAAGGGAGCAAAGCAUUCGAGGCAUGAUGGAUGCGUGGAAUUGUCACUAGGUAUUCACCGUCGGUGGCUGUACUUGCAUGCGAGCGGUCUCUACCGAAACCACACCAAUAUGACCAACCUACCUAAACAGUUAUUAAGGGGGUCGAAUAUUCCAUGUGUGUGUGUGUGGAAGAUACGA
Annulohypoxylon maeteangense is the source of this 3249-nucleotide messenger RNA. RefSeq names its product peptidase family M28 family. Gene Ontology annotation, molecular function: metalloexopeptidase activity. Bases 144 to 3098 code for a protein of 984 amino acids. The record is from RefSeq and is a predicted model, not a curated record. Gene Ontology annotation, biological process: proteolysis. NCBI's taxonomy places the organism in Eukaryota, Fungi, Ascomycota, Sordariomycetes, Xylariales, Hypoxylaceae. The transcript is spliced from 3 exons.